Molecule: messenger RNA, 4245 nt
Organism: Gopherus flavomarginatus (Mexican gopher tortoise)
Lineage: Eukaryota; Metazoa; Chordata; Testudines; Testudinidae
Gene: ITPK1
Product: inositol-tetrakisphosphate 1-kinase
Exons: 11
Coding region: 567-1790 (407 amino acids)
Biological process (GO): inositol trisphosphate metabolic process
Cellular component (GO): cytoplasm
Molecular function (GO): ATP binding; inositol-1,3,4-trisphosphate 5-kinase activity; magnesium ion binding
Source: RefSeq, a predicted model, not a curated record
GGUGCCGGCCGGCCCGGGCUGCUGCUUGCAAGCUCUCCUUCGGGCAGGAGGCGCAGCAGCCUGGCGCAGCCCCCGGGAGGGUGUGUCCUUGCUCGCCCACCCUCCUGCUCUGGGGGCGGAGGGAGGAGGAACCAGCAGCGGCAGGAGGAAGUGGAGGCGGCUCGGAAUAGCGGGCAAAUGGAGACGUGAGAGGCAGCAGCAGCAGCGGGGGAAGGAAGCGAGCUGGUCUCAGGAUCCCUGGGCGUGCAGCCCGACGGCCACUGGGGCUCGCCUCGGCAGCCUGGGGCAGAGCCUUGCUCGGGGCUCCGCUGCUGCCUGGGGGGUGCUGCCUGCUCGGAGAGCCGCGGCGUUGUGCCUGCUCUGCGCGCUGCUCCAUUGGCUCACGGAGGAGGAUUUCAGAAGAGUUCCUUGCACCCCAAGGACUGAAUGACAUCCCUCUAGAGACUUCUUUUUUGGGGCGGAGGAAGGCACCUGAGUACCAAGCUGCUGCAUCUUGUGUAUAAGGCUUUUCUUUUUCCUCCUUUAAAAAUAACCCUCACCCCCACUCCGCUGGAGGGUAAGGGAAGAUGCAGACCUUUCUGAAAGGGAAAAGAGUUGGUUAUUGGUUGAGUGAAAAGAAGAUCAAGAAGCUGAAUUUUCAGGCCUUUGCAGAGCUCUGCAGGAAAAGAGGAAUAGAAGUCAUACAGCUUGACCUGACCAAACCAAUUGAAGAUCAGGGCCCAUUGGACGUGAUCAUACAUAAACUGACAGAUGUCAUCCUUGAAGCAGACCAAAAUGACAGCCAGUCGUUGGAAUUGGUUUACAGGUUCCAGGAGUAUAUCGAUGCUCACCCUGAGACUAUCAUCCUGGACCCCCUUCCUGCUAUCCGGACACUGCUGGACCGAUCCAAGUCUUAUGAGCUUAUUCGGCGAAUAGAGGCCUACAUGCAAGAUGAGAGGAUCUGUUCACCACCCUUUAUGGAGCUGACAAGCGCCUGUGGAGAAGACACCUUGCAGGUCAUAGAGAAGAAUGGACUAACAUUCCCAUUCAUUUGUAAAACCAGAGUGGCCCAUGGAACCAACUCUCAUGAGAUGGCAAUCAUAUUCAACCAGGAAGGCCUGAAGGCCAUCCAGCCCCCCUGCGUGAUUCAGAGCUUCAUCAAUCACAAUGCUGCGCUGUAUAAAGUGUUUGUGGUCGGGGAAUCCUACACUGUGGUAAAAAGACCAUCUUUAAAGAACUUCUCGGCAGGCAUUUCAGAUAGAGAAUCAAUAUUUUUCAACAGCCACAAUGUGUCGAAGCCAGAAUCCUCCUCUGUCUUAACAGCACUUGAUAAAAUCGAAGGUGUGUUUGAACGGCCAAAUGACGACGUCAUCCGGGAGAUCUCCAAGGCACUGAGACAGGCUCUGGGGGUUUCCCUCUUUGGGAUUGACAUUAUCAUUAACAAUCAGACCGGCCAGCAUGCAGUCAUUGAUAUCAAUGCAUUCCCAGGUUAUGAGGGUGUUGCAGAGUUCUUCACAGACCUCCUGAACCACAUAGCUGCUGUCCUGCAGGGCCAGACACCAGAGGUGACCCAGCUAAACCUCAGCAAACUCCUGGCUGAGCAGACCGGCGGCAUGGUAGGGGAGCGGACAUGCUGUGCUAGUACAGGCUGCCGAAGCGUGGUGGGAAAAGACUCCUCCUGGAUUGUGGAAAGUGAGACCAACAGCUCAGUAAAGCUGCAGCACCAGAGACUAGGCUGCAACUCUGCAGUGUCCCCCAGCUUUCAGCAGCACUGCGUUGCCACGUUGGCAACAAAAGCUUCCUCUCAAUAGCCAGACAACACCGUGGACUGAGGAAAAGCCGUGGGGAGUCAAAUCACGGUCCUAGAAUCAGAGCAGGCUGUAACAAAUUUCUAUUGAUUUAACACGAUUUGUUGAUGAAAUUAUCUGAAAAGGAGUGGGGAAGAAAAAUUAUCUGGAUACAUUUCAUCAGAUUCCAGUUGCAAAUCUGUAGUGAGCUUGCACAUGCUUGUGUUUUUAACACUAGACCUUAAUGUGGGAGGGUUGCUUUUGCGUUUUGUUUUAGAUUUUGUUUGUAAUCACCAGUGACCAGCAUUUUAAAAUCAGACCUCAUGGAACCAGAAAGAAUUAUAGUUGACAUGGCGUGCUUGACAAUGCUAGAGAUUUUCACUUUUCCAGAGAACUUCCCAUUCCCUCUUUCCAGCUGGACCCUUGAAAAGAACAUUUUAAAAAAGCUUCAGUAUCAGCAGAACCGGUGUGCCCAGAGCUUCAUUGGCAACUUGCUGAGGGCAGUAGGGCUGCACCUUAUUUGAUGGAUCAAAACAUACUGCAGCUGCCCUCCUGUUUAAAACUGAGGUGGAGGCUGCAGUUCCAACUCUAGGGUUCUCUUCCUUGAAACGAGUUGUUUAAGAUAAAGGAAGCUUCAAAUUGUAUUUGGCCACAAGAAUGCUACCAUGGCAGUAAAGAAUCUUUUCUGAUCCAGCAAGGCUUGAGUUUUAAAAGCAAAGGGUGCAUACUAUUAGUGGGAGCUGGAUGUCUUGGUAGAUAAAACACUGCUCUUUGUACUUUUGGCUGCCCAUAAGACCCUAAAGCUUAUUCUUUAGCCGAGAAAAUAAUUGUCCUUCCAUUUCACUCAGACAAAGUGUAGGAACACUUUUGCUAGAGGGCUAGCAAACGGAUCCACUUCUACUUUCACAGAAUAGUACACCAGCCGUGCACAUCCUGUAAAUACAUGUGUAAUUCACAUUUGUAGCCACUAUUCUCCAUUAAUACAUGGCUAUGCAUAAAUCAUUGCUCUCAACAGUGAUUGAACAGGAGCAAAAUUGGAGUGAGCAGGGUUUUGUGUAAGUUAGUGAUUUAUCACAGUUUUUCUGAUAUAGAGACUGUUACUAUCUGGGACUGCCAGAGGAGGCUAGGCAGGUAAAUUACAAGAGUAGUGAGUGGGUGUACUCGUUUGUGAACUAUAGCAUAGUCUGAUCAUACAUUACAGUUGAGAUACCGUAGCAAAACUAAAAUGUAUGUUCUCUUCCUGCAACAUGGCAGCAUCUUCUAUCCUUUUAAAUUUCCUGCAGCUUUUGUCAAUCGUAAACACUAAAUCGGAAGUAACUGAAUCAGUCAAUGCUGUAAAAGCAGGUUUCUAGCGUACAGAUUAUUUUUGUGGGGCUCAUGGCCUUUCCAUCUUUAAGAAAUCCCUAAAAUAUGUUCACAGAGAUGCUACUAUGAAAGCUUCACCUUAGUUAAGCUCUGGGAUGUGACAAUUCCAUGUUUUCCUAUGUGAACCAUUUAUAGAGCAUGCAUCACCAUAACACCAUAGCGUCAGUUAUUCUAGUAUCUGAUAGCCAGUGUGGAGGGAAGGAGCAGGUAGGGGAUGUAACACAACCUUAAGAUAGUGGAGGUAGCCAGAGCAGGAAGACGGGAGGGAGGAGUGAGCCAAACCAUUUGAAAAAUGCUCGCUACCAUAUGAUGGUGGCCAUCCCUCAUGGAGAAGUCCUAUAGGGACCUGUAAAAAUCACUCUUAACCUUUCUAUAGGGUUUUAUUAGGGGAGAGGCUAUCCAUUUCUGUUAAAUUCUACAAGACUGUUCCAUAAGGAAUGUCAUUUGUCUUUGGGAUUUCAGAGUCAGAUUUGUAUGAAACACGAAUACAGCAAAGUUCCUGGAUUUGUGUGCAAAUCCAUUCUGAAUUGGGCACCUGUCAUAACCCUAGUAUGCAUUGAGGCUGCUGAAUAAUUGCUUAAUCCCAUCAUUUACUGCAUGUUGUAGGUCCCAGGUGGCAGGGGUGGGAGUGAGGAGGACAACCGUAGUUAUGGACUUAAAACAAUGUUCAUGAUUGACCAAACCUUUCCUAGAGCCAAGACUGAAAUAAAAUAGGCAUCUAAAGAGUUUUUCUGAGAUCUUUUUUUGUUUCAAGUAAAACAAAGAUGCCCUCAGGAAGGAACCCACCAGUGUGUAUUUUUGUAUGGUACUCUUGUGUAACUGGUGGGUGGAAUGUUUAUAGAUUUGCCAUUUGCUUCCUUUAUUAAAAUGGAAAAAAUUUAAUGGGUGGUGGUGGGAGGAAAAGAGGCGAUGCUUAAUAUGGUUUAGUAACACGAGACCUUUCAAACUAACUGUGUUUACGUGAAUCAGAGUGUUGGAUCCAGUUAAAAAUGUCUGUAUGCUGUUUCCUAGUUAUAACAUUGAAUAAGAAUUUAUUUUCCCUGGCUACCUUCUGAAUUUUGGUUGGCCUAUUUUGCACUGCUUUAUUUCUCCAAAAUAAACUACUGAAAUACAA